This is a messenger RNA of Sphenostylis stenocarpa, 249 nucleotides long. NCBI's taxonomy places the organism in Eukaryota, Viridiplantae, Streptophyta, Magnoliopsida, Fabales, Fabaceae. The record is from the annotation of a GenBank genome assembly.
AUGGAUGGCAUUAAGAGGAUGGUGAUUCAGUUGGUGGAUUCAAGAGGAAAAUCACAUUGCUGGCUGAAGCGUGGGCAAAGGAAAUAUGUGAAACACAUUACACGACCAAGUUGCACGAAGGCCUCGCUGGUCAGUAACCCCCGACCCAAGGAAAUAUGGUUGUUUCAGAUCUAUCAAAUUUGUGAGGAACAGAGUUUCUAUCGACAAAGAGUGGAUAAGUCCGAAGUUUGUGAUGACAUCACCUCGUGA